AUGAGAGUUUCUGACAUUGCCGUUACUUUCAACCCAUUCACUUCGCCUCCUACUCCAAAACUCACUCAGACUCUGUCGUCUUUUCCCUCUCCCGCCAUUGCUCCUCUCAAGCUCAUUACUCGUGAGAAUCAAGAGCUUUGGUGGAAUCAUUUGACUCGUUCUAACUCGGAUAAACUCGCCAAGAAUUGGAUGGAGUAUCAAGGGAUCAAUAACUGGGAAGGCUUGCUCGAUCCGCUUGAUGAUGUUCUACGGAGUGAGAUUCUGAGGUACGGUCAGUUCGUUGAAGCGGCGUACCGUGCUUUUGAUUUCGAAGCCUCUUCGCCGACUUUUGGGUCGUGUAAGUUCACCAAGAACUCGUUGCUGACUCGGUGUUGCAUUAUAGAGACUGGUUAUAAACCGACCAAGAACUUGCGUGCGACGUGCGGGAUUCAGUUGCCGGGUUGGGUUGAUCGAAGUCCGAGCUGGGUUUCCACUCGGUCGAGCUGGAUCGGUUACGUGGCGGUGUGUCAAGACAAGGAUGAGAUCGCUAGGAUCGGCAGGCGCGACGUGACGAUUGCAUUCCGGGGUACCGCCACGUGCUUAGAGUGGCUCGAGAAUCUACGCGCAACGUUAACCGAUGUGGGUGGUCGAGGCGGUGGGGCCAUGGUGGAGAGUGGGUUCUUGAGCCUCUACACUUCCGGGAACGCCACGUGUCCUAGCUUGCAGCAAAUGGUGAGGGAAGAGAUCGAGAGAGUACUCGAAAUGUACGAAGACGAGCCCUUAAGCCUGACCAUCACCGGCCACAGCCUCGGCGCGGCUCUAGCUAUACUCGCUGCGUACGACAUAAACACCAGCUUUAACAAUGCACCGCCGGUUACCGUCAUAUCGUUCGGCGGACCCCGGGUGGGAAACCAAAGCUUCAGAUGCCAACUAGAACAAAACGGGACCAAGAUUCUACGUAUAGUAAACUCCGAUGAUCUUAUCACGAAAUUACCAGGCUUCGUGAUCAAUGACAAUGACACGAUGGUCAAUGCCGCGGGGCUAUCGAGCUGGGUUCAGAGGCGCGUAGAAAACACGCAACUAGUUUACGCCGACGUAGGGCAGGAGCUAAGACUGAGCAGCAGACAGUGCCCACACUUGAGCAAAGGAGGCGUGGUUGCAUGUCACGAACUCGGCACAUAUCUGGAAUUAGUAAAUGGUUUCGUUAGUUCAAAUUGUCCCUUUCGAGCCACUGCCAGUAGAGUUUUAUGCUAACA
This is a messenger RNA of Hibiscus syriacus, 1235 nucleotides long. RefSeq names its product phospholipase A(1) DAD1, chloroplastic-like. NCBI's taxonomy places the organism in Eukaryota, Viridiplantae, Streptophyta, Magnoliopsida, Malvales, Malvaceae. The record is from RefSeq and is a predicted model, not a curated record. The transcript has a single exon. Gene Ontology annotation, biological process: lipid metabolic process. The coding region runs from base 1 to 1233 and encodes 410 amino acids. Gene Ontology annotation, molecular function: glycerophospholipase activity.